GGUCAGCAGCUAUUGUUUUUUUUAGCACAGCCAGUGUCAACGUAUCAUCGGGAUAUCGUAACCUAGGCUAGACUUUACUUCUUGAUCUUGAUCGUGUCUCUCCUAGGAGCCAGAUCUGUGCUGAAGUUGAAGUGUUGGGAAAAGGAUUGUUAUUGUACUGAGCUUGUCUCUAUAUGUGUGACAAUUCACGAAGGACAUUGUUAUAGUAUGCUUCAUAUUUCACCAGUUUUGGGACAGGUCUUCUAAGCAAUCUGAAGGAGCACACAAUUAUGUUGAGAAAAAUGAGGCUUUCUCUCCCCGUGGUGGUGGUGCUGGUCACGGUUCUUUUGGACUGUCCAGCCUGUGAGGGUGGGCCAGCCGUCAUGCCCACACAGCCGACCCACAACGACAAGAGCUUCAACGCUUCCAUCGCCAGCUGGAGGAGCAACAACUGCAGUUUUCCCAGUCCGUUCUUUUAUAAUGAGAGUGCAGAAGGCACCAGCAAUUCCCCUGCUCUAAGUCUAAGCAAGUGCUACUCGGUUCUACCUGAAGACCCCACAAGAGAACCGCUUGAUCAGGAAGAUGGACUCUUGUAUAGAGAACUGUGUACAAAAUUUGUCAAACUCGCCGAUACUCUGUGCCAAGACAAGAAAAAGUAUGAAAAGUUUGUUUUGUCAAAUCUCAGCAGAGAUUCCUUGCUGAAUGAUGUUGUCUUUACUCUGGAGCAGGACUCAUGCUGGUACGCCUCUGGACUGCCAAAAAACCCAAAAUCAUACCUGCCAGGUUUUAUGCUCAACAAAACAGAAUGCGACAGAGUCUGUUCCAGCAUCUUUGAGCCUGUGUGCCAGCUCAUCACCUCCGCCUUGUGUCACUUUUCGACGUGGAAGGGCUGCAUCCGUCCUGUUUCCUCAACAGGUGCGCCCGCAGCGACCAGUCCAACGGAAGGGCCUCACACGGAGCCUGGGAGUACCGUAGUUGCCAGCGAGAGUCCCGCGAAGACGCAGGAACCCACCCAGGCUGCAGGGGAUACAGGCGGUGCGGGGAAAGCUGGGACAAAUGGGGCUUCGGGGAAUACUGGAACAAAUGGGGCUGCAGACAUUACAGACAAGCCCGGACAAGGAGUGACAAAGAGACCCGAGGUUGGCAAGCCGAGUCAACGAGUGACUGCUAGUCCAGGACAAACAGCUGCUUCCACCAAAUCCCUGAAUGGUGCGGGCGGAGUGACCCCCGCCUUGUCUGGCAUGACAGAGAAGGUUGAUGGCCAGACACUCGGCCCUGGUCAGUCUACCCCGGAGAAAAUGUCAGGGGCGGAGCCAACAGUUCCGACUAGAACAAGUGCUGGAACCCCAGUGUUAGGGGGCGGAGCUGGUGGAACUGGGGGCGGGGCCGGUGGUGAUGGUGGCAAGAUUGAAACUCCCAUCCCUGCAGUAGCAACAGAAAAGCCAGCUAUUCCUGAAGGCAACAAGCCCCAGGACCUCCCCACAGACUCAAAUGAGGAAAACAAACCUAAAAAUGUGGAGAUUCCCGGGGCGAAAGCGACAGGACAGGGAGAGGGUGGGGGUCAACAAACAGCAGGGACCAGCACAGAGGGAACCACCAAAGAUGCUGGAAAUGGGGACGGAAGUCCAGGGGAAGACAACACCCCUCAGGCUGGUGCUGGUGAUAAGGCUGGUGAUGAUAAAAAGGUUGGGGGUCUACCUGAGGUGGUUGCUGGUGGUGAUGGUGAUCACGUGAAGGUUGUUGGUGCUGGUGGUGAUGGUGGUGCAGAGGAGAUUGCUGAUGGUGGUGCAGAGGAGAUCGGCGGUGGUGACUCCGCAGGGACUGUUCUGGAUAAUGAUGGCAGUACAGAGACGAAAGUCUCAGACCCCGGGGCUGGGCCAGAACCGCUGGAUGGGUUACCCGAAUCAGCGACCAAUGCCCCCACCCAGCAUGAAGGUCAAAGGCAAGGAGACCCCCUCCCCAACAGCAACGGUCAGAACUAUGGUGUCCACCCUCCUGUACUCAGUGACCCCGACUCUCCUGGCUCUGGCCACUUCUUCGCCUACUUCCUGACAGCUGUGGUCAUCUGUAUCUCGGGCUACGUCAUCUUCCACAACAAGCAGAAGAUUGUUGCGUUUAUCGUGGAAGGUCGUCACGGAACAGGCGGGUCACGGCGUCGCUCCGGUGGGCCCAAGUACUCGCAGCUCAAGAGCAACGUGGAGGAAGUGAUGCCGUCUUUGGAGAGUGCCACCACUGUCAAAAAUUUUGUGUACUAAAAUAAAAUUGUAACAUGUCCUGCAGGCUUGUCGGCCUCUGGGAUUUGCUUUGUAUAUUGCGUCUUUAUUCCGAAAGUUUUCUUAUUAUGAGGGAUUCUCUUUAUGACGGUGUUGAAAAUGUUUAGCGGACGGUUGUGCCGUUGUUUGUAAAAAUCAUAAAACAUAUGAAAAGAUGAAAGAGCGAUUGCAAAGUGCUUGGGCUUUGUGAAUGGAUCCGUUUUGUCUCACAGCUUGAUGAUGUUUUGAUGAUAUUCAAAGCCCCUCAGAGACAUUCAGUAUGGAAUUCAUUCCACUCUGUGGCCAUUUUUGUUGAUUUCCUGUACUUACACAUUCUAGAUCAGCCUGUUCAUUUUGUAACUGUCAUCUCUUUGAGGAGGAAGGUUGUUGUGUUUCUCGGGGUGUUGUCCUCAGCUCAACAGACAACGCGCUGCCAUGUUGUCUCAUCUGGCUCAUCAUCGUCACAAUCAUUGAAAUGUCACUUUAUCUGGGUGACAAACUGACAGUUGAGACAGACAUUCACAAAGAAUGAAGUGUUUUUUCAUCUGGGUGGGUAGUCCAAUUUGUUUCAAUGAAAAGUUACUUCCUCUAGAUGUGAGGUUGGUCCAAUAGGUUUCAGUGAAAUGUUGCCGUCUUUUGAAGGAGGUCCAACAUUUUUUUCCUCUCCUGAAAAAUAGGCUCUCUGGGCUUAGAACAGUAGAACAGCUUACUUGCCACCAGUUUGUUGUUUGGUUUUCCGUCAUUUUCGUUACUGUUUGGAGAAACUGACUUGUUUUAUACAGCUUCAAAAUUCUUUUCAAAUCUCUUCAUUCAUUCCUUCAUAACUAUCACCGUCGUCAAACAGAUCUGAACAAAUCAAAUCGCCCACAAAUUUUCUUGGUUAUUAAAAACAAUUUUUUUUUUUACUGAAGAUGUGAAUGAAUUGAUAGGGAGAAGAUGUGAAGGAUUGGAUCGUGAGAAGUUUUUGUACUGAGAGAGAUUCAGGUAAAGAUGGAGGGGAUUUUUUUCCUUUGUUUGGUUCGACCCUAUUUAUCACAAAAUUUCUUUUAACAUGAAACGAUUUCAAAUCUCCGUUUCCCCUCAACCUCUUUAUUGUAUACUUUGCUGCAACUUCCCUUAACUCGACCAAAUUAUUCUUUCUUUUUUAUUAAAACAUGUAUCGUCACGUCCUAA
Aplysia californica (California sea hare) is the source of this 3404-nucleotide messenger RNA. Its product is annotated as trans-Golgi network integral membrane protein 2. The transcript has 4 exons. The record is from RefSeq and is a predicted model, not a curated record. The coding region runs from base 270 to 2234 and encodes 654 amino acids. Lineage: Eukaryota; Metazoa; Mollusca; Gastropoda; Aplysiida; Aplysiidae.